AGAAGCCCCCCCCCUCGCGCGAGCUUAAUGUUGUUAACGGUUAUAAACUGUCAACGUUCGAAACGUUGACGUUUAAAAAAAAAACAAAAAGCUAACCGGUGCUACCGGGCUCUACUGCUCACUCGAGUCGGUUGGCGAGCAUCAGUUGACGGGCCAUAAAGUCGCUGUCAAGAUCCUAAACAGGCAGAAGAUCCGCAGCCUCGAUGUCGUCGGGAAGAUCAAACGAGAGAUCCAGAAUCUCAAACUGUUCAGACACCCGCACAUCAUCAAGCUGUACCAGGUGAUAAGCACACCUACGGACUUCUUCAUGGUCAUGGAGUAUGUGUCUGGAGGUGAGCUGUUUGACUACAUCUGCAAACAUGGACGGGUGGAGGACACAGAAGCUCGCCGUCUUUUCCAGCAGAUUAUCUCAGCUGUAGACUACUGCCACAGGCACAUGGUGGUCCACAGAGACCUCAAACCCGAGAACGUCCUCCUGGAUGCCAGCAAGAACGCCAAGAUAGCCGACUUCGGUCUGUCAAACAUGAUGUCAGAUGGGGAAUUCCUGCGGACGAGCUGUGGCUCACCCAACUACGCUGCUCCAGAGGUCAUCUCAGGAAGGCUCUAUGCAGGCCCAGAGGUUGACAUCUGGAGCUGUGGGGUGAUCCUGUACGCCCUGCUGUGCGGCACUCUGCCCUUUGAUGACGAGCACGUCCCCACUCUGUUUAAGAAGAUCAGAGGAGGCGUCUUCUACAUCCCCGAGUACCUGACCCGCUCUGUGGCCUCGCUGCUCAUGCUCAUGCUGCAGGUGGACCCUCUCAAGAGAGCCACCAUCAAAGACAUCAGGGAACACGAGUGGUUCAAGCAGGACCUGCCAGGCUACCUGUUUCCUGAGGACCCGUCGUACGAUGCCACAGUCCUGGAUGAGGAGGCAGUUAGGGAAGUUUGUGAGAAGUUUGAAUGCACAGAGUCCGAGGUUGUGUCCAGCCUUUACAGCGGGGAUCCACAGGAUCAGCUAGCAGUAGCCUAUCACCUUAUAAUAGACAACAGGCGGAUCAUGACCCAGGCCAGCGAGUUCUACUUAGCCUCCAGUCCUCCCCAGGGCUCCUUCAUCGAAGAGGGCAUGCCACUGCCCCCCGGGGUCAAACCCCACCCAGAGAGGAUGCCUCCGCUCUUGGCCGACAGCCCUAAGUCACGUUGUCCUCUGGACGCUCUCAACACCACCCGGCCCAAACCCCUGGCGGUGAAAAAGGCUAAGUGGCACCUCGGUAUCAGGAGUCAGAGCAGACCCUAUGAUAUCAUGGCUGAAGUGUACAGGGCUAUGAGACAGCUCAGCUUUGACUGGAAGGUUGUGAACCCGUACCACCUGCGAGUGCGGAGGAAGAAUCCAGUGACGGGUAACCUGGUGAAAAUGAGCCUGCAGCUGUACCAGGUGGACAACAGAUCCUACCUCCUCGACUUCAAGAGCAUCGAUGAUGACAUCAUCGAGGCCGUGGGCUUUAAGUCGGGUUCGUCCACACCUCAGAGGUCGGGCUCCACGGCCGGUCUCCACAGACCCAGACUGAGCAUCGACUCGGCAAGCCCAGCGAUUGAUCUGCCCCAGCUCAGCUCCUCUCUCCCAGGGUCCCUGUCCGGUAGCUCUCCUAUGCUCACCCCACGUCAGGGAUCACACACCAUGGACUUCUUUGAAAUGUGCGCCAGUCUGAUCACCACGCUGGCACGCUGAGACCCUCGCUGUAACCUGGAUGUCAGUCAGGGUUUUGAAGCCAUUUGCUGAUCCGGGGUGUAGGCAGUGUAGAUGUUUGGAGUGACUUCCUCUUUCUGUCUCCUCUUUAUCUCUGUUCCAGUUGUAUUGCACUGGAAGGGUGAAUGGAAACAUGAAAAGCAACGCCUGUCAGCUCAGAUUAAGGAGACAUAGAGAGGAAGGCUUUUUCAGAACGGCAGAUUAACAGCUUCUUUUUUCUUAUUUUGACACAGUCCUGGGGUCAGAGGCGUGGAGUUUAAAACAUCGAGCCACAGCUUGUGAAAACUGAUCCUGGGACUGUAAUCUGUGAACUAGCAGAGGGCAGCAGAGGUCAAGUUCACUGUCACUCCUCCCACAAACACCUUCAGUCUACUAUCAACUGCUGAAACGUCAUCGCCCACCAUAACACUUAAUGGCGGGAUAUCCUGCUGAGUUUUCCCCAGACACUGAUCAGAGGUCAGUUUUGCUUCUUGUCUUAUAUUUUGAUGAAGACGUCGGUUCAAACUGACGUUAAAUCCGUGUCUGAGGGAACGUUCACACAUGUAAAAUUUGAUUUCAGGUUUUAUAUAAUAUGGUUUGUAAAGAAACAGUUUUUGUUAUCCAUGUAUAUUAUAUUUAUAUUCUGAUCAUAUUCUGUAGCUGAGAAGAUUGACAAAGGUAUACCAAAUAACAGACUUUAUAUACCACGAAGAAGAUGAUUAUUAUUUAGAUAUCAGAUCCAUAUUUAUUUUUGAGAGAUUGUUUUUUUUUUUAGGCACUGUAGUUCUAUGAUUUAAGCACUGCGUCGACAUAGAGUUUGAUCCUGAAUUUGAAUAGAGCGUAGAAGAUUAAUGAACUUUGAGAGACGGCAGGACGACAACACUCCGCGUGGAUCCGACUGUCCUGCAUUUAGUGUUGAGGCACAGACACACGCCGUUUCACGAGCGCCAUACGACCUGACAGCAAUGGACUGUCUCCACAUGCCAUACAUAUCUCUGUCACAAAUAUGCAACACGCUGACUCCUUUACGCUUCAGCUGAGUAAGUGUUGAUAUGCUGCUCACCAAAAACGUUAUCUGCGACAUCUGGAAAAUACAGAUGUGGACAUUUUAAGGGCUACGAUUACAAACUAUUGUCAUUAUUUUUACUUUUUAUUAUUGCUUUAACCCUUUAAAUGGAAAAAAAAGUCAAAUGUCCAACAGAAAUUAGUGCCUAAUCCCAAAUGUGAGGUCUUGAAUUUGAUUUUUUUUUGACCAACCAUAAACCAACCCACACAUAUUCAUACUUACUGUGUAUUAAAGAGCAAAAGUCGAGCAAAUCUUCCGCAAACCCUUGCUUGAGAAAUUAAAUCUAAAUUGCUCCUGAUUGUAAUAAAGCACUAAACAUAAUUAGCCCCCCUGUUCAUGAUUAGAUAAUGAAGUGAUGAGGAUAAUCGAGUAAAACGGGAAGACGAGGGAUUCACGUGAGGCGGUGUGUGUCUGCUGCAGGACACAGAAAACCUUUCUCCAGUUGCCUUAAACGAAUGCAGCGCAGUAAUUUCUGUGCAUACGUUUGUGGAGAGUGUGUGCAUGAACCAGUGUGCGUAAAGGAGAUCAGAGGGCGUCACACGAUUGUCAUGUUUUCUUACUGACCUGACGCUGGUUUGUUAGCAGAGGUUUGAAGCUGUCGGAGCUGCUGUCUGUGUGUCUCUUCUGUUCAGUCUGCACUUUGAAAUGAUUUGCAGAUUUGCUGUUUGUCUUUUUUCCCCUUCUGCAUCACACCUUACUGUAACUGUUGAAACCACGGCGGUAUUACUUUUCUAAAUGUCCUGCAUUGUCCUGUCAGAUCGUACCAUAGGUGGGUCGUGUGUCGCUGUCGUCAUGCGACAUUUUUAAACAUCUAAAUCUUUUUUCUGACUGAAUGUAAAGUGAAAGCUGGUGCUGCUCGGACGAGUCCGUCUUUAUCCAUGGGUUCGUUCUCUCGGUUUUGAUGGAGAGCACUGGACUGUUGACUUUCUACUGCUGUCAGUAAAACACAGAGGUCGGAGGAGUAGUGCGUACUUUUUUAGACCGGUGUCAUGGAUACCAAAUCCCCAAUAUUCAUCAUUAUUCACAGGCUAGUUUAAAAUAAUAACACUUCAUGGUGGUUCUCACACAUCGGUCUAGAUUACAACAUGUUGGAUUUAUAAUAAUCUGACGUGGAGCUUCUGUGUCUGUGGCACGGUUCCGUUGUUUUUGCCUCAUGAGGCUGAAACAGUGAAAGUCACGUUCUUUGUUACUCUGCUCUUAUUUAUUCUGUUUAAUGUCCUGUGUAGGUCUGUCUGUGACAGCACACACACACCACCGAAUAUUCUCUGAUGUCAGGGAGAAACUCUGCUCCCUGCUGCAACACACAUGCAACUGCACAUACAGCUUUCCAAACGCGAACCCGUGUUCGUCACUCGAGCCUCUGUGUCACUCUCUCUCUCUCUCGCUGUCUUAAAACGACUCGUCGUCCGUGUAGCGAACCACAUCAGGAUCACAUCUGGCACAUUAUGCUUUCACUCCUGAUUCUGCUGCUCGUGGGUCAUAUUUAAAAGCUCCCAAUAUUUACCAGUAUUCACUAUCAGAUGUAGUACUGUACCAUUACAGCUGUAUGCAGCUACCAGUGGCAUGUUAGUCAUGUAAACUCUAAUCUGUGUUCAGAGCUGGGAAACACGCCAGAGGGGCCGAAUCAUAUACAGACUUUCCGUGUUGUACCAAAGUGAGUAUUUUCAACAGCCAAGCUGUGCUCUGUGCGUCUCUGUGGCGGGGUUCUUAUGAUUAGUGUAACCAGUACCCCAGUGUAUGUAUGUGUGUGUGUGUGUGUGUGUGUGUGUGUGUGAUGAAUGUGUAUAAAUGUGUGUGUGAAUGCGACAGUGUGUUUGAACCGUCUCUCGCUGUCUCUGUCUGAUUGGGGUUUGGAUUUCUAUUGUUAUGCACUGCAUGAUGUUGCUGUUAUGAUUUGCACUUUAAUGAGUAUUUAUUGAAAAACAAUAAACAAACGUAUAAAAGGAAAGUGUUUUGGUCCUGGAGGCUUUGUCGACUCGAACAUUUCACACACACACACACACACACACUCCAAUCACAGAGGAUUAUUUUUGUUUUGUUUUUUUCUCCAGACAAAAACGCACCCUUAGAUGUCAACAAGAAGAUUCAUCACUUUAUAUAAAAACGACCUCAGGUGGUCAUCGCGCUGCUUUCUCUCUUCUUCUAAUACUUAUUAUUCAUCAGCUCGAGGGAAACUCUGAGAAGAAAGUCGGCACAUAAAAGUGACACCUGCCAGACGACCGCGGCCAUAAAAGUGAAAGAAGGAAAAUGAAGUUUAUGGAUGCUGCUUCACUCCAGAAGGAACCGACACACAGCAACUGAUGCCGCUGGCAGAUGUGGUUAAUAAUGUUGCAUUAAUUGUGUUUAUUGUUACAUCGUUUAAAGAAAAUUAUUAUAUUAACCUAAUAUGUUAUAAAGUCAGUAUCUGGCAAACACAUCCACAAUUUAAACUCACGCUGAAGAAAAUAAUGAGGGUACAUAAAAGUAGAAAAAGAUGCUCGUGUAUAAAAAAAAAAAA
Molecule: messenger RNA, 5265 nt
Organism: Larimichthys crocea (large yellow croaker)
Lineage: Eukaryota; Metazoa; Chordata; Actinopteri; Sciaenidae
Gene: prkaa2
Product: protein kinase, AMP-activated, alpha 2 catalytic subunit
Exons: 10
Coding region: 308-1705 (465 amino acids)
Biological process (GO): intracellular signal transduction; protein phosphorylation
Cellular component (GO): cytoplasm
Molecular function (GO): protein serine/threonine kinase activity; ATP binding
Source: RefSeq, a predicted model, not a curated record